AGUGGCGCGGACGCCCGCUGCCCCCCUCUGCCACCUGGGGCGGCGCGGGUCGCGGUGCCCGAAGCCCGGGUCGCGCGUAGAGCCGGCGCGAUGCACGUGCGCUCGCUGCGCGCCGCGGCGCCGCACAGCUUCGUGGCGCUCUGGGCGCCCCUCUUCCUGCUGCGCUCCGCCCUGGCCGACUUCAGCCUGGACAACGAGGUGCACUCGAGCUUCAUCCACCGGCGCCUCCGCAGCCAGGAGCGGCGCGAGAUGCAGCGGGAGAUCCUUUCCAUCCUGGGCUUGCCGCAUCGCCCGCGCCCGCACCUCCAGGGCAAGCACAACUCGGCGCCCAUGUUCAUGCUGGACCUGUACAAUGCCAUGGCGGUGGAGGAGGGCGGCGGGCCCGACGGCCAGGGCUUCUCCUACCCCUACAAGGCCGUCUUCAGUACUCAGGGCCCCCCUCUGGCCAGUCUGCAAGACAGCCACUUCCUCACCGACGCCGACAUGGUCAUGAGCUUCGUCAACCUGGUGGAGCACGACAAGGAGUUCUUCCACCCGCGCUACCACCAUCGGGAGUUCCGGUUUGAUCUUUCCAAGAUCCCAGAGGGGGAGGCCGUGACUGCAGCCGAAUUCCGGAUCUACAAGGACUACAUCCGGGAACGCUUUGAUAACGAGACGUUCCGCAUCAGCGUUUACCAGGUGCUCCAGGAACACCUGGGCAGGGAGUCGGACCUCUUCCUGCUUGACAGUCGCACGCUCUGGGCCUCGGAGGAGGGCUGGCUGGUCUUUGACAUCACCGCUACCAGCAACCACUGGGUAGUCAACCCGCGGCACAACCUGGGCCUGCAGCUCUCGGUGGAGACACUGGACGGGCAGAGCGUCAACCCCAAGUUGGCUGGUCUGAUCGGGCGACACGGGCCCCAGAACAAGCAGCCCUUCAUGGUGGCCUUCUUCAAGGCCACGGAGGUCCACUUCCGCAGCAUCCGGUCCACGGGGGGCAAGCAGCGCAGCCAGAACCGCUCCAAGACGCCCAAGAACCAGGAAGCCCUGAGGAUGGCCAACAUCGCAGAGAACAGCAGCAGUGACCAGCGGCAGGCCUGUAAGAAGCACGAGCUCUACGUCAGCUUCCGCGACCUGGGCUGGCAGGACUGGAUCAUCGCGCCUGAGGGCUAUGCGGCCUACUACUGCGAGGGCGAGUGCGCCUUCCCCCUGAACUCCUACAUGAACGCCACCAACCACGCCAUCGUGCAGACCCUGGUCCACUUCAUCAACCCGGAAACAGUGCCCAAGCCCUGCUGCGCGCCCACCCAGCUCAACGCCAUCUCCGUCCUCUACUUUGACGACAGCUCCAACGUCAUCCUGAAGAAAUACAGAAACAUGGUGGUCCGGGCCUGUGGCUGCCACUAGCCCCUCCUGGAAGCCAGACCCUCUGGGGCUACGUUUGCUGGAUCCUCCGCCGCCUCCGCCCUCGGCCAGGACCCAGCAGAGCUCCACCUUCAUGGCCCUUCCUCUCUCCCCUUCCCAACUUGCAAGGUGUAAGAGAAUUAAGGAGUCUGAGCGGCAGACAGCUCGCUCACCCUCCGCUGGCAGCAUCCCCCGGACAAGGGCCUACGAGCUGCUGUACAGAGAACCUCGCAGGGAAACUGCACGUACAAAAGCAAUCCCGGCCACGGCCACGGCCGCCACGCCCAGCCCUGCACUGACUCCUUUCCCGAGGUAAUUACGAGUGCCCUGCAGCCGGGCCACCAGCUGCGGGAGGAAGCGGGCGUGGCCAGGGUGGGCACGUUUGUGUCUGUGCUAAAGGAGAUCCACACACACUGAAGCUCCUGUAAUAAAUGUCACAAUAAAAUGAAUGAAUGAAAAUGGUUAGGAUGUUACAGAUAUAUUUUCCUGAACAGUUUACCCGCAUUUCUUGGGUUUCUCUGAUCUUAGAACAGAAGCUGGGGUCGGCGGACGGCAGGGCAGCUGCCUCCCCACCUCAUUCAGGCUUCCUGCUAGGCUGCAGAGGCCCAGUGUUUACCUAGACUUGCCCAGAGUGGAGAUUGGAGGGGACGGGAGAAAGCAAACUUCUGUUUGGAGGAAGUGGAGGGGGCUGUUAACCUUGAAGGAAGACUGUCCCAGGUUCAGCUGGCGUGCAGUGGCAGGAUUUAAAAUAAGCCGCGUGACACGGCAGACACUGAGUUGGCUUUCCAGCUUUCCCCUACGGCAGGAAGUCAGUGUGAAACUGCCCAGGGGACAAGGACAGCUGGUAGGACAGAGCCUGCACCCAGCCUGGUGUUAGGAAGCACCAGUGGGCAAGGGGUGAGCCGGGCACCGUCCUCCAAGAGGGACUCUGCCUUCCUCUGCAGCAGCACCUGCGACCGGGCCUGGCAAGGUCAGCCACGGCUUUUGCAUUGCAGAUCUGUUUCGAGGGCUCUGCAAACAUGCUGGCUUCUUCGUGGAGUAAGAGAAAGCUGACGUAGUAAGGUCUCAUGGGUGCAAGGCAGGCUGGGCGCAAAUCCCAAACAGAAGGCACUAGAAGCCGUUCGGACGGUGACAUCCUAACCAACUGUCCUAACUUGGUGGUGGCCUUCUCAUGAGGCUCUUGGUUUAAGAGUCUCGGCCAGUGAGUCCUGUGACUGUGGUGCACACAGCCUUUGGUGGCAGACGCAAGGCCUCAGGGAGGCAAGGCUGGGCUGCCUGUGAGCGUUUCCUGCAUCUACACAAAGAACAGGGUUAUCCAGACGAGACUCAUGGCCGUCUGCUCCAGUGGGGAGUUGUAUCUCCACGUGACUUCAGUGGGUCAGUGGAAACACUGGGCUCCGUUUUCAUUUUCUUUUUCUUCUUUAGUAGCUUGGGCUGCAGCCCUCACUGGCCCGGUCAUUGGGGGAAGACUACUUUUUGUUACGUUUUGUUCUUUUUGUUGGCAGAUCUGGGCCCAUUGUGUGACUUCUUCCUGGUGCAAGUUUUCUUACCACUAAGGGUCCAGCAAGCCUCUGGGUAGCAUCACUUGUACAUUGAAACAUGUAAAUAGUUGUUACAAAACAAAGAAAUUAUUUAUUUCCACCUGAUGCUUUAAAAAAAACCCUUUAAUCCCUUGUUCAAGACCACAAGCUUGCUGUCCUUCAACCGUGUGUUAUUUAAGACUAUUUAUUAACAGUUGGAUCGAUGUGCCCGGCUGUUGCUAGAGCAGUCCUUAGUGAACAUUAUGUAUGAAUAGAUGCAAUGAGAAGGGUUUGGACUUUGCAAUAAAAGGAGACCUUUGGUUCUGGUCCUCGGGCCUGCGUACGUCUGUGUGUUGUCUUUCUCUCCCAACCCCGGACAUCCACGUUCCCCGGCUGU
Molecule: messenger RNA, 3300 nt
Organism: Tupaia belangeri chinensis (Chinese tree shrew)
Lineage: Eukaryota; Metazoa; Chordata; Mammalia; Scandentia; Tupaiidae
Gene: BMP7
Product: bone morphogenetic protein 7
Exons: 7
Coding region: 91-1386 (431 amino acids)
Biological process (GO): BMP signaling pathway
Cellular component (GO): extracellular region
Molecular function (GO): cytokine activity; growth factor activity
Source: RefSeq, a predicted model, not a curated record